AUGUCACCUCCCAAGCCACCUAUCGAACCAAAACAAGACUCUCUUGGAUCCAACAUUAUUGGACCACGAAACUAUGAUCGCGAAAAACAAGCUACCUCUCUUGUACGCCCCCCACAAACCGAUCACGGCACUCUCCCUUCCCUAAAGUGGUCUUUCGCAGAUUCACAUACCCGCAUCGAAGAGGGAGGUUGGGCCCGUCAGACAACCGUCCGCGAGCUCCCAUCAUCUGUUGAAUUAGCUGGUGUCAAUAUGCGUCUUGAAGAGGGCGCGAUCCGUGAGCUUCAUUGGCACCGUGAGGCGGAGUGGGCAUAUAUGCUUGAGGGACGAUCCAGAUUUACAGUGCUCGAUCUUGAUGGCGGUGCAUACGAGGCCGAUUUGCAAAAGGGUGAUAUUUGGUACGCCCCAAGGGGAAGGCCUCAUUCGAUUCAAGGUAUUGGGCCAGGGGGAUGUGAAUUCAUGCUCGUCUUUGACGAUGGAAACUUCUCGGAAGAUGAGACCUUUUUGCUGUCUGACUGGCUCUCCCACACACCUAAAGACGUGGUCGCCAAAAACUUCAGGCUUGAUCCUGCGGUAUUUGACCAUUUAUCGAAAAAGGAGAAAUAUAUCUUUCGCGGAGAGAUUCCCUCUCCACUUCCAAGUAUCGUUAAUUUUGUUCCAAAAUCUAAGCACCGCUUCACCCACAGUAUGCUAGCGCAACGCCCCCUAAAAACUCCAGGUGGUGAAGUUCGCAUUACCGACACAUCCAAUUUCCCAGUUUCGACUACCAUUUCUGCUGCACACGUGAUUAUCGAACCGCAUGGUCUUCGCGAGCUGCAUUGGCACCCCAACGCAGACGAAUGGUCGUUCUUCAUCCGUGGACAUGCCCGCGUCACAGUGUUCGCAGGAAGUGGUAAUGCGCGCACAUUUGACUAUCAGGCUGGUGACGUCGGGAUUGUGCCUCGCAGUCUGGGGCACUACGUAGAGAAUACUGGAGGAGAUGGUGAAGAAGUAGAGAUGCUGGAAGUGUUCAGGGCACCAAAAUUUGAAGAUUUCUCGUUAGAGGAGUGGUUGAAGGGUUCGCCAGGUCAAAUGGUGCUAGAACAUCUUAAUCUUCACAAUCACGCAGAACAUGGAAAAAAGUUUAUGGAAGCGUUGCAGAAAGCGAAGGUCAAGGAGGCCGUCAAGGCCAAGAUGUAG
Molecule: messenger RNA, 1176 nt
Organism: Serpula lacrymans var. lacrymans S7.9
Lineage: Eukaryota; Fungi; Basidiomycota; Agaricomycetes; Boletales; Serpulaceae
Product: putative oxalate decarboxylase/oxidase
Exons: 2
Coding region: 1-1176 (391 amino acids)
Biological process (GO): oxalate metabolic process
Cellular component (GO): cell wall
Source: RefSeq, a predicted model, not a curated record